Messenger RNA from Colletotrichum graminicola M1.001, 492 nucleotides. RefSeq names its product Alkbh6 protein. NCBI's taxonomy places the organism in Eukaryota, Fungi, Ascomycota, Sordariomycetes, Glomerellales, Glomerellaceae. The record is from RefSeq and is a predicted model, not a curated record. Bases 1 to 492 code for a protein of 163 amino acids. The transcript is spliced from 2 exons.
AUGGAUUCGAGAGCUGUGAACCUGCCAGCCUCCCUGGACGACGUCAGGAUCAAGAAGCUACCGCCGUCGUCUUUUUACAUCGCAAACUUUAUAUCAGAGGAGGAGGAACAGUUUCUGUUGCAAAAGGACGGGUCUGCUUAUCAUCCAGUCGUGUGCACUGUCAGCCUUGGAGCAAGCCUGUGCCUGAACCUUUACGAAAGCAAAGAAGACGGCGGGUUGAAUCCGGAGCCCGUGGGACGCAUUCUCCAGGAGCCUAGGAGCCUCCUUGUCACGACUGAUGACCUUUACACCGAUUUCCUACAUGGGAUUGCCGAUAUCGAGGAGGACAUUGGACUUUCAGCCGAGAAUAUUGCGAAUUGGGACCUCCUGCGAUCGAGAUCCGAUUUCGCUGCCGGCCGAAACAUCCGUGCAACCAGAACAAGCCUCACGUAUCGCGAUGUGAUGCAGGUUUCGAAGCUUGGGGCCAAGUUUGGGUUGUUUGGGAAGAAAUGA